This is a messenger RNA of Aureococcus anophagefferens, 930 nucleotides long. RefSeq lists its product as hypothetical. The record is from RefSeq and is a predicted model, not a curated record. Gene Ontology annotation, molecular function: DNA-binding transcription factor activity. Lineage: Eukaryota; Pelagophyceae; Pelagomonadales; Pelagomonadaceae. Gene Ontology annotation, biological process: regulation of DNA-templated transcription. Bases 1 to 930 code for a protein of 309 amino acids. The transcript is spliced from 2 exons.
AUGUCGCAGCCGCCGCCGCAGCCGCCGGCGCAGGCGCCGCCGCCGGCGGCGCCGGCGCAGCCGCAGGUGGCGAAGGGCAUGCUCCCGCGGCGCCUCGGCAUCGCCGCGCCGCCGCCCGGCGGCGCGCCCGAGGGGCCCGGCGGCCUCCAGCGGCCGGGCGACGCCCUGAUGACGUCGUCGCCCUACCUCAAGUCCGUGGACUCGCCGAACCUGAGCGCGCUCUCCGCCGUGGCGACGCAGGCCGACUCGUCGCCGGCCUACGGCACGCAGACGACCGCGCGUCCCGCGGCGCCCCGACGCGCCGCGCCGCGCGCCGCCCGACCGUUCGAACGCGCGCAGGCGCCGCUCAAGGCCGCGCCGACGGCCGCGUCCGGGCCGAGCCUGCGGCGCAUCUCGAGCCACGAGCAGCUCACGGCGACGGCGCGCGCGCCGCGUCCUCUUUAUGUCGCCGGGGACGCGAAACGCGCGUUUCGUACGCAGGCGGCGGCCGUCGCGGCGCUCUCGUCGCCGCGCGGCGCGGAGCCGCGGGACCUGAGCCUGCCCGCGGCGUCGGGCGGCCUCCCGCCCCGCCCGCCGCCCGGGGCCCUCGCGCGCGGCGCGCCGAAGCGGGCGCGCGCCGACGACGACAGCGACGACGGCGGCGGCGGCGGCGGCGACGGCGACAGCGAGAAGCAGCGCAAGGACAUCCGCCGCGAGCGGAACCGCGAGCACGCGCGCAUCUCCCGCGAGCGCAAGCGCCAGAAGCUCGAGCACCUCCAGGAGGAGAACGACGCGCUCCGCCGCAAGGAGCAGGUCCUCGUCGACGAGCGCGACCGGCUCCGGGAGCGGCUCAGCACCGUCGAGCACGAGAACAGCCAGCUCCGCACCUGGAUCCGCACGAACUCGGGCGACGACGCCGAGCCGCCGCCGCCGCCGGAGACGAUCUCCUGA